GAAUGAGGCUCAGUUGCGCAGCUUGUGGGAGACGUCGGCAGAAGCCGAAGGCUUCGAUGUUUUCAUUUCGCACACCUGGGCGACGCCUGGAUAUCAGAAGUUUCUCUCCUUGCUGCUCAGUUCAUACUGGCACUACGCAAUGGCAGGGUGGCUUCUUGCGGCCAUUCUGCUAAUGAUUCUCUACAUUUUUCGCCUUUUGCCCGUCUUUGUCUUGAUUCGGGGCGCCAUGCCUGACUACCAAGUCGACAUUCCAUGUGGCCUAUGGAUUUUCUUCGUAACAUUUCUCUCGGCCGUCUUGGGGCUCUUCUGUGCUCCUUACAUAGCUUCCUUCUCUUGCCGGGCUUCCAGAUGCUUCUACGAUGUAGCUUGCGUGAAUCAAGUGGAUCCAAUUCAGCGGGAACACGGCAUCUAUGGCAUCGGUGGCUUUUUGGCUCUUUCUCAGCACCUGUGGAUUUUGUGGAGUCCACCCUACCUCUCGCGCUUGUGGUGUGUAUCUCGGUGGCAAAUCAUAGGAAGCAAAGGAGCUGAUUUGGUCUUUGAGAUCGCUGCGUACCGCACGGCGAACCCACGAGGGAAGAUCAAGAUCCAGCCCUUAUUCGUCGAGCGCGAUAUCCUGGCAGCGUGGCCGGGCGUGUUUGUGUUCAUUUUCACCUUCGUGAUGUCAUCAACCGGCAGCAGCAUCCGACUCGCAGCGUUCUCUCUCUCCAUGUUUGGCCUCCUUCCAUGCGUCCACGUCAUCAGGAGGGGGUACCGCGAACAGGAACACAUGUUUGCAGAUUUGGCUAACUUUGACCUGAGUGCUGCAUCCUGCUCCAGCGCCUUUGACCGGCAGUUCAUCCUAUCCGCCGUAUCUGAAUGGUAUGGCAGCCUUGAAGACUUUACUUCCUUUGUGCGCGGAGCUCUCAAGGAAGAGUUGAUGGAAACGUUGUUGCGCUCUCGGGUGCCGCUGCAGUAUUGCGUGCUCUCACUCAGCCCUAUUCAAGCGCAGCAGUUGGAUUUCCUGUGUGGGCUGUUGAACGCAGGGGCACCGCGAGAUGUGAUUGCAAGGUUUGUACUGGGACAGCUGAUGUCCGUCAGCAUGUUGGCUGUCUGCAGCAUGUACUUUGUCUUCUGGCUGGCCAAGCAAUUUGCCCAACCACGCUUUGAAAGCUGGAUCCUGGACUACGUGCAGACGCUGUUGAUUUGUGUCGUCUGGAU
Symbiodinium pilosum is the source of this 1197-nucleotide messenger RNA. NCBI's taxonomy places the organism in Eukaryota, Dinophyceae, Suessiales, Symbiodiniaceae. The record is from the annotation of a GenBank genome assembly.